CAUUAAAGUCAAGAUGGCGUUAACUGGCGAAGAACGCAAAAUAUGAGCGGUUUGAGUUUGAUAAAUUUGUAUAGUUUGACAGAAAUCAGAAGCAGCGAGGAAUAUUCUUACGCACAUGAAUCUGCCCUAUUGACGGAUUUAUUAAAACAACACGUUGAACGCGAAUAAAGGCCGAGAUGAUGCACAGAAGGGGCGGGAAGCGGAUCCGGAUGGACGAUCCGGUGCCGCCAGAGUACGAGACCCCGAUGACACCUAUGACUCCAAUGAACGACAAUUCUGGCGGGGACGCGAACGACUAUGCUGCUUACACCCCUACGUAUCAAGCGUCUCAAACGCCAAUGCGCAAUCCCACUCCGGAACAUUACUAUUCCGAGAGCUAUAGUUCACCGAGCACAUCUCAACAGCAGUAUCAGGAGCAGAACAAUUUUGAUAAUCAGGCACAAUUUGAGGCUCCUAUGACACCUGCCACCCCUAACAUGAGAAUCACGAGGAACACACGUGCCAGGAUGCGUGGAGGAGUGGUACAGCAACCCAAGUACAAAGAAAUUGAUACAGAUUAUACUCCACAAACCAGCAGCAGAGGAAGAGGUGGUGGGGGACGAGGACGUGGCAAAAGGGCACAUCAUUCGCAUAGUCUGGAAGAUGAAGCUAGUCUUUACUAUGUUAUUAGGAACAAUCGUUCAUCACUCACUACCAUUGUUGAUGACUGGAUAGAAAAAUACAAGGGUAAUAGAGAAAACGCGUUGCUUAUGCUUAUGCAAUUUUUCAUCAAUGCAAGUGGUUGCAAAGGACGUAUCACUUCUGAGAUGCAACUUACUAUGGAGCAUGUGGCAAUUAUUCGCAAAAUGACUGAAGAAUUUGAUGAAGAAAGUGGUGAAUAUCCCUUGAUAAUGACAGGACAACAGUGGAAAAAGUUUCGUGCAAAUUUCUGUGAAUUUGUUCAAAUUCUUGUUCGUCAAUGUCAGUAUUCGAUCAUCUAUGAUCAAUUUUUAAUGGAUAACGUUAUUUCUUUACUAACUGGACUCUCAGAUUCCCAAGUGAGAGCGUUUAGGCAUACUGCAACUCUUGCAGCUAUGAAAUUAAUGACAGCUCUGGUGGAUGUUGCUUUGACUGUAUCUAUAAAUUUGGACAAUACACAGCGUCAAUACGAAGCAGAAAGGCAGAAAGCACGAGAGAAAAGGGCAGCGGACAGAUUAGAGUCCUUGUUGGCGAAACGAAAGGAGUUGGAAGAGAAUAUGGACGAAAUAAAAAAUAUGCUUACAUAUAUGUUCAAGUCUGUUUUCGUUCAUAGAUAUAGAGAUACUUUGCCGGAAAUACGCGCGAUCUGCAUGGCGGAAAUCGGAGUCUGGAUGAAAAAGUUUCAUCAAAAUUUCUUAGAUGAUUCGUAUUUGAAAUAUAUUGGUUGGACUUUGCACGAUAAAGUUGGAGAAGUUAGGCUCAAGUGCCUGCAGGCAUUGCAACCGUUGUACGCUUCGGAGGAAUUAAAAACAAAGCUUGAACUGUUCACGAGCAAAUUCAAAGAUAGAAUCGUCGCAAUGACGUUGGAUAAGGAAUACGAUGUAGCGGUACAAGCUGUGAAGCUGGUUAUCUCGAUCUUAAAACAUCACAGGGAAAUUCUCACUGAUAAAGACUGUGAACAUGUAUAUGAACUUGUGUAUUCGUCGCAUCGCGCGGUUGCUCAGGCAGCCGGAGAGUUUUUGAAUGAGCGUUUAUUUCGUCCGGAGGAUGAACCCGUAGCGGAUGUUAAAACCAGACGCGGCAAGAAACGAUUGCCAAAUACACCUCUUAUACGCGAUCUUGUUCUAUUUUUUAUCGAAUCUGAAUUGCACGAGCACGGAGCUUAUUUGGUCGAUUCCCUAAUCGAAACUAAUCAAAUGAUGAAGGACUGGGAGUGUAUGACAGAUCUCUUGUUGGAGGAGGCUGGUCCUGACGAGGAAGCAUUGGAUAAUCAAAAGGAAACGUCCCUUAUCGAAUUGAUGGUGUGCUGUAUAAAGCAAGCCGCUACGGGCGAAGCACCCGUUGGUCGUGGACCCACUCGGAAAAUUUUAUCGGCGAAAGAACUUAAACAAGUUCACGAUGAUAAGCAGAAGCUAACGGAACAUUUUAUUCAAACAUUACCACUGUUACUCGACAAGUACAGGGCAGAUCCCGAGAAAUUGGCAAAUUUGCUGGCUAUCCCGCAAUAUUUUGAUUUGGAUAUUUAUAAAAAAUCUAGACAAGAGACAAACUUAGAUUCUUUACUAACUAAAAUCCACGCGAUUGUUGAAAAAAUGCAUGAUAGCGAAGUUUUAGAUACAGCGGCUAAAACUUUAGAACAUAUGUGUAUAGAAGGUCAUGCUAUUUUCACCAGAUGUGACGUCGCUCGUUCCACUUUGAUCGACUCUAUCGUAAAUAAAUAUAAAGAGGCGAUCGAUGAGUACAGAAAUUUGAUUGAAGGAGAUGAGGAGCCAGAUGAAGAUGAAACAUUUAACGUUAUCCAAUCGUUAAAAAAAGUUUCUAUAUUUUAUUCUUGUCAUAAUAUGAAUCCAUGGAACAUAUGGGAUUCACUAUACAAGGACAUAGAGGAUCCUUCAAAAGGUUUACCAUCAAUGGCAAUUAAAUACUGUAUAAGCGCAUGUUUCUUUGCUAUUUUGUGGAGUCAGAAUCAUUCGAUGGAAGCUGCAGAUUCGGGCAGUCACGGUGAAGAGGAAUGUCGGCAAUUAAAGGAACGGUUGCAUUCAUUUAUGGGUUCAAUGCGCCAUUUCGUCAAUGGCGAUGUGGCGAUUUUGAGGGAAGAAGCAUACAAUACGAUAUGUGAUUUAUUAGUAUUAUUCUGCAAUCAGCUGACCAAUCAUACUAAUCCUUUGAUGCAUCAAUUAGUGUACGAACCUGACCAAGCAAUGCAGAACAUGCUCAACAGAUUUAUACAAGAAUAUGUCUUCUUCGAAGAGGAGGAUGACGAACACGAUGAACAUUCUAAAAUCGAGGAACUACAUAAGCGAAGAAAUUUCUUAGCUGACUACUGCAAGUUAAUUGUCUAUAAUAUGAUCCCCACGAAAGCGGCAGCCGAUGUAUUUAAACAUUACGUCAAAUAUUAUAACGACUAUGGCGAUAUUAUUAAAACUACAUUAGGUAAAGCAAGAGACAUUAAUAAAACAAAUUGCGCGCUGACAAUGCAACAAAGCUUAAAUAUUUUAUACAACGAGAUAGUAACUGAAAAAGGCAAAGUGAACAGAAAUAGUGAAGAAUUCACUGCAAUCAAGGAACUCGCGAAGCGAUUUGCUUUGUCCUUCGGUUUGGAUGCCGUGAAAAAUCGCGAAGCAAUUACCGCCUUGCAUCGUGCGGGUGUGUUGUUCGCCAUUACUCCACCAGACGGUGUCGAACAGGAUCCUACAGGUCCACCACCGAAUUUACCAUUCCUCGAGAUACUAUCAGAAUUCACGAAUAAGCUUCUUAAACAAGAUAAACGUGUUGUACUCAAUUUCCUGGAUAGACGAUUACAAGCUGGAAUGCCGUCUUCACGAGGAGAAGAUUGGCAGCCUUUACUUUUGUACAGAAAUAGUUUAUUACAUGGUGAAACUGAUCAAGUUCCAGUCACGAGUAAACGAGCUUACACGAGACGCAAGAAGGAUCACUUGGCUGAAGAAGAAGAUGCUGAUGAACCUGAUGAAGGUUCUGAUCAUGAGUUUGCAGGCAAACACAAAAAAAAGCGUCCACGGAAGAAUCAAUUACCAGUUAAUAAAGUAGUGAUAACACGUGGACCUAGAACCAAUACUUUCUAUGAGAAUAAUGACACCGGACAAAUGCAAACCUCUCCUUUGGCGAACAUAGAAGAUACAUCGACAAGUCCUCCGCAUGAGCUCGAUAAUAGACUUAAAACAUUACAAAUACAGUCAUCACGAGCACGAAGAAGUCAAGAGCAUGUAGAGCACAGGGAAUUACGAAGAACUUCAAGGAAUUCGGGCAGAUAUGUAGAGGGGCAAUAUAUGGAAUCUGAUUCUGAGUAAGAAAACAUAGUCCAUAAAAGCUUUACUUUAAUUUAGACAACUGGAUUGUGAUAUGUGUUCAGGUAUGUCAUUUGAAAAUUAUAGACAUACUUAACUAUGGAUGCUUCAGGAAAGCUAUCAAAGCAAACAUUAAUACAUUAUUAUAUAAAGAUAUUAGAUUAGCACAUUAUAAACAUGUAUAAGCAAAAUUUAGGUUUUCUAUGAGAUUAAAUUUAUUUUAUCAUAUAUUACACAAAUAGAUUUCAGCGUGAAUAUUAAUACCUUAUCUAUAUAAGCAAAUUUUCUUCUUUUGUCAAAUUGAUUUAUUUUUUAUUAUACAUUAUAUAAAUAAUACAGUAUAUAUGUUUCAUUUUUAUAUAACAUGCAUAUAAUGUCAUAAAAGCUUUAUUUUUUUGAUUUAAAUAAAUGUAUUAUGAUACAUAUUCAAAGCAGAUAUGGCACAAGAAAGCUUUCAGAGAGCAGGUAUUGACAAAUUAUUAUAAUAGAUUAGCAUUAAUAUAUAUAUA
Molecule: messenger RNA, 4492 nt
Organism: Nylanderia fulva
Lineage: Eukaryota; Metazoa; Arthropoda; Insecta; Hymenoptera; Formicidae
Gene: SA1
Product: stromal antigen
Biological process (GO): sister chromatid cohesion
Cellular component (GO): cohesin complex; nucleus; chromatin
Molecular function (GO): chromatin binding
Source: RefSeq, a predicted model, not a curated record